This is a messenger RNA of Oldenlandia corymbosa var. corymbosa, 985 nucleotides long. The record is from the annotation of a GenBank genome assembly. Lineage: Eukaryota; Viridiplantae; Streptophyta; Magnoliopsida; Gentianales; Rubiaceae.
GGGGGAAGGGGUCCAUCUGAAGAUCCAAAACAAAAUGGAAAUAAUGAAUGUGAUCCAAAACAUCCACCACCACUACAAGCUUCCAAAAUGGCUUCACAUGAUGGAGGACUCUUAUUGUUCUAUUUUAUUAGGACAUUAAAACACAAUCCUCCGCACACACAACACCCUCCAUACACUCUGCAGACAUUAGUUGUUGAGGUAGACUAGUAAAUUGGCUUUUUUGGGAACUUAAUUAUAAUUAUAUGUCGAGGGGAGAAAAAAAGAAUGAAUUGAAUGAUGCAAAGAUGAAAAUGGGUGAGGAGUUAGGAAGAAGGGUUGUGAUGGCGUUAUUAGUAGCAGGUUGUUUGUGGGUAUUAUUAACAUGGGGGGUGGUUGGGGGAGGAGUUGAAGCAGUUAGAACCAUCAACGUUGGGAGUAGUGCUCCUCACAUCACUGUAAUGGGUAUGGUUUACUGUGACAUUUGCUACAACAAUUCCUUCUCCACCCACAGCUUUUUCUUGCCAGGGGUGGAAGUGAGAAUAGAUUGCAAAUUCAAGGCACAUUCUGCCACAACUUCCGAAGACAUCACGUUUUCAGUGAACCGAAGCACCAACAGGUAUGGAAUUUACAAGCUCCAAAUCGGGUCCGUGGAUGGGGUCAAUUGUGCCGCCGGCUUCGGCAACUCCUGCCGCGCUACUCUACUCUCCCCCUCCACCGCCGCCGCCGCUUGCAGUGUCCCCGGUUCCACCACCACCUCCGAUGAAAUUACCAUCGAAUCCACACUCUCCAACACUUGCAUUUAUAGCCUCACCGCUUUGAACUAUAGACCUCCGUCUCUAAACCUCACCCUCUGUCCUCCUCCCUACUAGCUACUAGCUACCUACCACCACUUUCUACUUUUCUUUUCUUUUCUUUUUUGUAUCGAGUGGUAUUUGUACUGUUAUUAUUAAUUCGUUAUUAUUAUCGAUACAUUGCUAUCUAUAUAUUACAAUGAGCCAAUGACCCC